AUGACCGUGAACAGGUCAGCCUUGGCCGCCGCGGCUGUGGCUCUGGUCUCGUUCACCCAGGCAUGGAACAUCGAACUGCCUCCCUGCGUCGAGCCUUUCAAACCCUUUGUUUACUCUGGCUGUUUCCAAGACAGCAACUCCAAUGCUCUUGUUUUCCGGUCCAGCCUUGACCAGAAGGACAUGACUGUUGAGAAGUGUAUUGCUGACUGCAAGGGCAAUGGCUUCCGUUACGCUGGUCUUGAGUACUACGGCGUUUGUUUCUGUGGUGCCACCGUCAACGGUGCUCAGCUCGAUGAGUCCAAGUGCUCGUUCCCCUGCAGCGGGAGCAAGACUGAGAAGUGCGGUGGUGACAAGAGCCUUUCAGUCUGGCAGGAUCCCACCUUUCCCAAGAGCCCAAGCGACGUCACUGUGGACGACUACAAGUCUCUCGGCUGCCAGACCGACGAUUCUCCCAAGGGCCGCACUCUCUCCUAUCCCGCCAACCUCGAUGCCUCUACCUUCACUACCAAGAAGUGUCUGGCGGCUUGCGAGAAGCAAGGCUUCCCCUUUGCGGGUGUUGAGUUCGGCAAGGAGUGUUGGUGCGGUGUUGUCCUCGCCAACGACACAGCCCAGGUCGAUGGCUCUCAGUGCAACAUGCCUUGCCAGGGCGACUCUUCAGACACCUGCGGUGGACGCGGUCGUCUGAAUCUGUGGGUUGCGAAGGAUCUCGAGUCUCUUGAGCCUUGUGGUCACCAGCCUGGUACGGGCACCACGCGGGUGCCUCCUGUCACGACAACUACAACCAAGUCUGUCGACACGACCACCAAGCCUUAUACUACCACUACCAGACCAGAGACUAAUACCACUACAAAGCCCUAUACUACUAACACCAAACCCGAGACUACUACUACUAAGCCCUAUACUACCACCACCAAACCAGAAACGACUACUACAAAGCCUGAGACCACGACAACCACGCAUGAGACUCCUACUGCAAAGCCCCAGACGACGACAACCACGGGUGAGACUACGACGACGACGAGACCCGAGACUACCAUUACCACAACCAGGCCCGGUACCACUGGCACCACAACGCCCGAGACAGCUACGACUACACCCCAGAUGACAACUACCACCAAGCCCCAGGCUACUGAGCCGACCACUACUACCGAGGGUAUCCCUCACACCACCACCAACCUUUGCACUGCCACAGUAACUCUUCCUCCCAAGUGCGAGUGGCAGUGUGGCAGCUGGUGUGCUCCUGCUCUCCCCCACUGGAGUGAUCAAAACGGCUGUGUCAUCGCUCAGAAGACCUGCCACAAGCAGGUAUCCUCGUGCUUCAAGAACGCAGGCUGGCCCGGAUCCGUUGAGUGCUUCAAGUUCAAGGCCUGGUGCGGAUUCAUCGAUGCCUACUGCGCAUCGUCGUGCCCAUCCAGCAGCUGCGGCAAAUGGGACUGCUGGAACCAGCAUCACGGCGGCAGCGGCAAGCCUCCCGGCAACCCCCCUACUACGACGACAUCUGUCUACCCAUGCCCGACGACUUCCACGCCUGCUAGCACCACCGCCAAGCCGGCGACUUCAUGCCCUCCCGAGCCGACCAACAUUUGCACCCAGCCUACCAGUCAUAAGUAUGGCUACGGUCCCGGCAAGCCCGUCGGCGGCAUCCCCCUGCCCGUCGUAGGCUGCAACGACUGCAAGGACGAGUUCGACGCGAAGCCCUUCAAGUACUACACCGAAGCCGAGAGCCGCAACUGCCCCGGUUUCCCCUGGCAUAAGUGGCCCGGCGUGUGCUCCCAGGCCUGCAAAGAGCAGUACGCCCAAUGUGUCGCCACCUACAACAAGGGCUGCCAGACCUGGGGCUGGAGGAAUGGCUGGCACAAGCGCGCCGGCGAGUCUGACGAGCAGUUUGCCAAACGCUGGAGCAAUUGGGGAUUGGGUUCCUGCGCCGCCGCCGACUCCGUCUCCACGGGAGCUUGGUCUGCAGAGGGCUCCGACAGCCUCCUGUGCUGGGGAUGGGGCGGCAACAAGGCCAGCUGGGCUCUCGAACGUUGCAAGGCUCAGUACCGGGACUGCCAAAGUGUGAACCAGUGGGUUGAUCCCGAGGACAAGUGCCAGCGGUGGCCUGGUUGCUGA
This is a messenger RNA of Metarhizium album ARSEF 1941, 2112 nucleotides long. RefSeq names its product Carbohydrate-binding WSC, subgroup. The coding region runs from base 1 to 2112 and encodes 703 amino acids. NCBI's taxonomy places the organism in Eukaryota, Fungi, Ascomycota, Sordariomycetes, Hypocreales, Clavicipitaceae. The record is from RefSeq and is a predicted model, not a curated record. The transcript is spliced from 2 exons. Gene Ontology annotation, cellular component: plasma membrane.